Parnassius apollo (apollo) is the source of this 1167-nucleotide messenger RNA. Lineage: Eukaryota; Metazoa; Arthropoda; Insecta; Lepidoptera; Papilionidae. The record is from the annotation of a GenBank genome assembly.
AUGAAAUCAUUUGCUCAACCAAAAACAUUGGUUGAAUUGCUCCCUGACAUAAAUAGUAUUUUAUCCAAGGAUUCUAUACAAACACUCACAGCCAAGAAACAGUCUCGUAACACAAUGGCACUCUCCGGCACUUCUGAAAAUGUUAUUAAACCACUCACAAUCGCUGAAAUGAAGACACAUUUAAAGGCAUUAAAAAGCCCAUCACCUAGAAGAUAUCCAAAUAACUCAAAAAAUCAACCAAAUAACUCUGUUAAGAAAAAGAAUUGGAAUUCAUCUGUGAAAGUAGACAAAACUAUCAGCCACACAGCAAAUGGACAUUUGAAGCACCACCAAGUUAGAAAAACGCUUAACUAUUCUCCAAAGUUCAAAGCCCCUGUUAUUGCAAGAGCUACUAUAAAUUCUGAGACUCCAAAAUUUCGUAAACCUGAACAAAAAGUGAAGAAAACGCUUAAUCUUCAAGGAAAAAGUAGUGUUCGUGUAAACGGCGUUUCUAAUAUUGCUGAGACUCCAACAAUAAAAAAUAAUCCAUCAUAUAAAAAUAGAAUGACUCUUGCCAAUAAAGAGAACUAUUCAUCAAGUCAAGCUAAUAUUAACACAAAAAAUCACACAACACCUAAACUUAAACCACUACUCCUGAAAAAAACUUCAGCAAGUGUACCUGACACACCAUUGUCAAAUAUGUCUUGGAGAUCUAGUUGUGAUGCAAGUUUUCUGCAAACUGAAAAAGCACUUCAAGAUAUUGACGACAAAACUAAGGCCUUAGAAGAAAAAUCGGUAAAAAAUAUAGCAGAAGUAACACAACCAGUGUCUACACCUUUCAAAAAGUAUAGGAAUGUUGAAGAGUUCUUUAAUAACACUAAUGAUUCAGAGAGUUCUGCUCUUUACAAUGAUAACACUAUAAUGUGUUUUGAUAAAGUAAAUGUUUGCAAGGAAACCAGUGCAAAUGACGUCAGUGUGAUAGUUUCUUUAUGUGAAUUGCUUAAUAAGGCAACAGUGAAUAAUUGCGAUAAAAAGACUUCAGAACUUGAUGAUUUACUAAAAGUUCAGAAACAAACUGAACAACAUAUUCAAAUGAUUGGACAUGGUAUUAGAACAUUAACAAAAAUAAAAGAGUCGCAAAUGCAUUCAUUGCAGUGUAUAAGGAAAUUAAUUAAUGAAAAGCGUUGA